AUGGUGGUGGUGGUGGUGGUCCUCGAAGAGCUCUUCGAUCGUGCAGGGAGCAAAACGGAGCACUGGAAGGCGCUGUCCAGGGAACUGACCCUCGAGGACUGGAAGUUGGCGCCCCCGGACGCCGGCAAAGGAGAACAGCUGAGGUCGUGUCUCAGACUCGCGAAUGUUCUCCAGCUCCGCUCCUUGGCCGCGCAAGAACCGAGCCUGCUCGGACCCGACAAGCCGGAGCUCCCUCCGCUGCACACCCGCCCGGCUGGCCUGGCCAGCCUCGUCAAGGCGUGCCCCGAACUAGCUCCGGAGCUGGUCGACGCCCUCGCCCUCAGCCUGUAA
Molecule: messenger RNA, 330 nt
Organism: Acanthamoeba castellanii str. Neff
Lineage: Eukaryota; Discosea; Longamoebia; Acanthamoebidae
Exons: 3
Coding region: 1-330 (109 amino acids)
Source: RefSeq, a predicted model, not a curated record